CAACUCCUCAAAUGGCUCCCGAACAGUCCAAGAACAAGUACUCUGUACUUUUGCCCACCUACAACGAGCGCCGUAACCUUCCUAUAAUAACAUGGCUGCUCAACAAGACAUUUACAGAAAACAACCUCGACUGGGAGCUCAUUAUUGUCGAUGACGGCUCUCCCGACGGUACCCAAGAAGUCGCCGCCCAGCUGCAGAAAGUCUACACUCCCGAGCGCAUCCAGAUCCGAGCGCGCGCUGGUAAACUCGGUCUCGGCACCGCCUACGUUCACGGCCUGCAAUUCGCGACGGGCAACUUUGUCAUCAUCAUGGACGCGGAUUUCUCGCACCACCCCAAGUUCAUCGCGCCCAUGAUUGCGCUGCAAAAGACCAAGAACUACGAUAUUGUCACGGGUACACGGUAUGCGGGCAACGGAGGCGUCUAUGGAUGGGAUCUCAAGCGCAAGUUUGUCAGCAGAGGCGCCAAUCUCUUUGCCGACACUGUCCUGAGGCCAGGUGUGAGCGACCUGACGGGCUCGUUCCGCCUGUACAAGAAGGAGAUUUUGCAAAAGGUCAUUCGCAGUACCGAGAGCAAGGGAUAUACCUUUCAGAUGGAGAUGAUGGUGCGUGCAAAGGCUAUGGGAUGUACGGUUGGCGAGGUUCCUAUUUCCUUUGUUGACCGUCUGUAUGGUGAGAGCAAGCUUGGUGGCGAUGAGAUUGUCGAGUAUGCCAAGGGUGUGUUUUCAUUGUGGAUGAAGGUCUAGUCUGGAUUAUGGACGGUUGCAUGGCGUUGGCGCAUCGGCACGGGACAUGUCAAGAUAUCCUGGACUGGGGUGAGAUGCUAACUUGAUCUUGACUUUUUUUACAUAUCCAGAAUAUCUAUUUAACUGAUAAUCUUCUGUCAUUGUCUCAUUCUAGAGCUACGCUUGAGACUUGACGUGUUGAGAAUGCAUCCAUGUUUAAC
Exserohilum turcica Et28A is the source of this 943-nucleotide messenger RNA. RefSeq names its product glycosyltransferase family 2 protein. Lineage: Eukaryota; Fungi; Ascomycota; Dothideomycetes; Pleosporales; Pleosporaceae. The record is from RefSeq and is a predicted model, not a curated record. Gene Ontology annotation, biological process: protein O-linked glycosylation via mannose; GPI anchor biosynthetic process. Bases 12 to 743 code for a protein of 243 amino acids. Gene Ontology annotation, cellular component: endoplasmic reticulum membrane. Gene Ontology annotation, molecular function: dolichyl-phosphate beta-D-mannosyltransferase activity. The transcript has 2 exons.